AUGGUUGCUCACCAUUGUCUUCGGCAGACCGCGGCGUCUGCCUACCUUUCUUGUUCCGGAAUUAACGCCGCGAACCGCUUUUUCGGAUCCGCAGCAACUCCGUUCGUUGGAAAGCACAACGCCGGCUUCCUGCGCUUCUUCUCCAAAGCAUCUGCGCCUUCCCGCCCCACCACACCUUCGAGUGACUUGGAUGCUUUGAAAAACGCGGCCGUUUCGGCCGCCAAGGGAGUUGUCGAAACGGCCAAAACUGUUCCAGAGCUGUUCGCCGGCAGACCCGCGAACGUUGCGGCACAAAGUGGAAAACUCGAAGGCUCCUUGCUGCCUCCUCCUCACAUCCCGGGGAUUCGGCGAGCGCCGCGCGAGCCGGCGACGCCCAAGAUGGCCGGAAUGGAAGGGCGGAUGCCGAUUCGCCUUCCACCUGAAGGCUCGCGCUUCCGCAAAUACAUCGAUCCCCGGGCGGAUUUUUACUUUCCUCUCACGGCGGUCCUGGUGACGAUCGGCCCACUCUACAUGUUCUCCAAGGCCUUCUUUUGA
Molecule: messenger RNA, 534 nt
Organism: Neospora caninum
Lineage: Eukaryota; Apicomplexa; Conoidasida; Eucoccidiorida; Sarcocystidae
Exons: 3
Coding region: 1-534 (177 amino acids)
Source: RefSeq, a predicted model, not a curated record